AGGCUUUGCAAGCAGAAAAAGUAGAGAAAUACCCACUUUACAUUGCAGACCGACCACACGGAGCUGAAAUGAAGGCAAUACAUUACUCUCCAGAAAGCCGAGCAUUGUAUUAUGUCAUUGCAGAGAUAUCCUCAUUUAAUUAA
Molecule: messenger RNA, 143 nt
Organism: Paraglomus brasilianum
Lineage: Eukaryota; Fungi; Glomeromycota; Glomeromycetes; Paraglomerales; Paraglomeraceae
Source: the annotation of a GenBank genome assembly